AUGGGCUCACUCGGAAGAGAUCUUGAGAUCAACACGAACGAGAAGACUUCCACUGUCCGCGACCAUACCAUCGACAGUGAUGCUCCGUCUUCGCCCACCGACCAUCGAAAUGCAGUCUUGUCGUCUUUCUCCGCAGAGGAGGACAAGGCUGUCAUGCGAAAAGUCGACCGUCGCUUUCUGUUACUGAUUGGUCUCAUGUACAUGCUCAAGAAUGUUGACUAUACCAAUGCGGCGACCGUGAAGGUUCUUCAGGUCGGUGAGCCGAGAAACAUAUUGAAGCAGCUCCACAUGACUGCGGACGAGUACAAUUGGGUUCAGAGCAUAUACUUCGUGAGUCUUGUUGUCACUUGUGAUGCUCCAGCUGCUGAUAACGGCUCAAAGAUUAGUUACAUUGUCUUCGAAGUGCCAAGCAAUCUGAUCUUGAAGAAGGCAACACCCAGAAACUGGCAAUUCAGAAUCAUUGCUAGCUGGGGCGUGGUCCUCGCCUGCCAUGCUGCCGUCAAGAACAAGCAGGGUCUCUAUGCUGCACGCUUCUUCCUUGGGAUGAUGGAGGCAGGAUUGUUCCCCGGCCUCGCAGCUCAACUAUGUUCGUGGUACCGUAGCGAUGAAAUGGGCAAGCCUAUCAUGUGGAUGUUCGGUUUCCAGAACUGUGCCGGUAUCGUUGGGUCGCUUAUCGCCUACGGUGUUUCUUACAUGAACGGCCUCGGUGGUCUCAGUGGUUGGCAAUGGGUAUACCUUCUCGAAGGACUCUUUACGAUCCUCUUCGCAUUUGUGGUCUACUUUACCCUGCCCGAUUAUCCCAAGUCUCCCCGUUCCGCCAAAUGGCUCACACCUCGGGAGCAAGAAUACCUCGAACUACGUCUCACUGAGAAUGCUCCGCGCACACACGACAAGGCCUUCGACCGAGCCGAAGUACUUGCGUCGCUACGCGAUCCGCGAACCUACUCAUUCUGCGCCUCGCAAGUCCUGAUGAACCUCGGCGGUUACGGCCUGUCAUGGCAAUUGCCCACCAUCACCACAGCCCUGGGCUUUGCUGGACUCCCUCGCAACCAGCUUCUCAACAUCCCUCCCGCCGCAGCAAGUGUCUUGGCAAUCAUUUUCGCCGGCUGGUUCCUCAAGCGCGCCUACUUGACACGCCCAGAGUUCAUCAUGAUCAUCUGUGCUGGAGCUUUGAGCUUCUUCGUGAUCCUCUGCACCGACGUCUCGAAAGUCGCGAUCUACAUCGGGUGCAUAUUCGGCACCAUGUUCUAUGCCGUGUAUUUCAUCCCAUUCUGGGCAUGGCGGUCUGGCUCGCUCAUUGGAACUACCGGUACGGCAUUCACGCUCGCCUUCCAGUCCUGCAUCGGACAAGUGGGCGGUGUUGUUGGUCCGCAGUUGUUCCAGUCAAAGUACGCGCCCGACUAUAAGGUGUCCUUCGGCAUUUGUGCUGGUGCCAUCGGGGCCAGUUGGAUUGCCAAUUGUUUCACUUGGUACCUAACUUGGCGGAACGAGAAGGACAUUCAACGUGUUCGAAGGCUCAGGAUCAAGGCCAACAAGGAGGGCGCUGUGUUUAUAGGAGACGAUGUCAAGCUAUAA
This is a messenger RNA of Exophiala viscosa, 1575 nucleotides long. RefSeq names its product MFS transporter. Gene Ontology annotation, biological process: transmembrane transport. Gene Ontology annotation, molecular function: transmembrane transporter activity. The coding region runs from base 1 to 1575 and encodes 524 amino acids. Gene Ontology annotation, cellular component: membrane. NCBI's taxonomy places the organism in Eukaryota, Fungi, Ascomycota, Eurotiomycetes, Chaetothyriales, Herpotrichiellaceae. The transcript has 3 exons. The record is from RefSeq and is a predicted model, not a curated record.